Messenger RNA from Eublepharis macularius, 1083 nucleotides. RefSeq names its product growth differentiation factor 1 (gene GDF1). Lineage: Eukaryota; Metazoa; Chordata; Lepidosauria; Squamata; Eublepharidae. The record is from RefSeq and is a predicted model, not a curated record. Bases 1 to 1083 code for a protein of 360 amino acids. Gene Ontology annotation, molecular function: growth factor activity; cytokine activity. The transcript has 2 exons. Gene Ontology annotation, cellular component: extracellular region. Gene Ontology annotation, biological process: SMAD protein signal transduction; BMP signaling pathway.
AUGGGGCUUUUGCACCUUCUGAUUAACGUAGAAGUUGGGCUACUUUGGGUCCUGCUGGUUGCAGGGAUGGAUUUAAAAGUCCAGGAAAGUUUGCUUUUGAAAUCCUUGGGGCUGAGGAUCAAGCCAAGUCCCAGAUCUCCUGCCCCGGUGCCUCCCUUGCUGUGGAAGAUGUUUCACAAGAGAACCCUCCUUUCAGCAAGAGAUAAGAAACACAAGGAUGCCUGCUGGGUGGAAGAAUUCGGCGUUCCUGGAAAUAUCAUCCGAGUUUUCCCUGAUCAAGGUGGCUUCAUUCACAGAGAGGAGCCCCAGAGUUGGUUGUGUCUCCAGAAGCGGCUGUAUUUCAACUUCUCUGCCCUGGAGGAAACGGAAGAACUGACAAUGGCUCAGCUGCAGAUUAAAUUUGGCCAAAAUUCCUACCACGUUCCUGGAUCAGAGCCCCCCUUUGAGCUGAGCCUCUACAGGGCUUCCCAGAUAGCCUUGCGGGGCAUGUCGACCCACUCUUACAGCCGCAAGCUGCUUGUGGAACAAUCCUUCAUGCACUUGCACAAGUCUUUCCUCUUUAACCUGACAGAGGUGGCGAAGGAUUGGCGAAACGCUGGCAAAAACCUAGGCUUGAUCCUGGAAAUUGCUGCGCCCCGGGCAGACGGGCUUUGCUCUAGCCUGGAUUCCUUUGUGGACACGUCCCUGUUGGUGAUCUCCCUCUCCCCAAAGCAGUGCAAAGGCACCAGGACAAAACGAAGCUCCCAUUAUGUGCCAGUUGGCCUCAGCAAUAUUUGCAAACCACGCCGGCUGUACAUCAGUUUCAGCGACAUCGGCUGGGAAAACUGGAUCAUUGCCCCACAGGGGUACAUGGCUAACUACUGUCUUGGGGAGUGCCCCUUCCCCUUGACCGAGGAACUCAACAGCACCAACCAUGCCAUCUUGCAAACCAUGGUCCACUCCCUCGACCCCGAAGGGACCCCUCAGCCUUGCUGUGUCCCAGUCCGCCUCUCGCCGAUCUCCAUUUUGUAUUACGAUAAUGACGACAACGUGGUGCUGCGGCAUUACGAAGACAUGGUGGUGGAUGAAUGCGGUUGUCGAUGA